AGUGCAUAUAAGUAUCUCAACUGUAUCUUAAUUCAGUUACAAUUUUUUAUUAUUUUUUUUAUUUUUGUGCAAGAGCUUGUGUAACGUUACCGUGUAUACUCUUACUUAUCGUGUGUUGGUUGAGGCAUUAACAAGAUCCUUAAAAAAACAGUGAAUAUUGUGAACACGUGAAAGUAAAUCUUGUUAUUUGAUUUUCCUACACAGCCUCAGAAUCUCUUGUGAAAACAUCAGUGCAAGCGUGAAGGGUAGAAUAACACACCCACACGCCCAUCAUUGCCACAACCUUAUGGUCUGGAUUGUUAAUAAUAUUGAAUUCAAAAACACAAAAAAAUAAAAAUCUGGAUACAAUUAUGAGAGUUUUACAGCUCAGUAAGCGAAUUGAAUUCUUCAAUUUCAUCUGACUUCUGCUGGAUUUAAAAAAAAAAAAAUGAAUUUCUACGGUUAAUUAGGCAUAAUAAUGGCGUAAUUAUGCUUGGGAUGUUCCCCAAACACAUAAACAUGAAAAACUAACAGUUAAAAUGUGAAUCUAAAUAAAAAUAACUACAAUAAUGUUUGUAUAACCUUCUCUAAUGAAGGAAUACAUCAAUUAUUAACCACAACAACAAAUAAAGCUUGUAAAGAGUUUUAUAAACCCUAUCAAAUACAAUAACAACAAAUAAUGAUAACACCGCAACACAAAAAAAUGACGAAUGACAUCAAUCUAUCCGAAUAUAAUCUUAUUCUUCAAUCAGGAUCAUUCUCACAACAACAACAACAACCAAAUACUUCAAAAUAUCUAGAGGAUUUAAACAUAACUAAUGAUGCUUGGAAUGAUUUUCUCGAGAAAUAUAUGCAACAAAUCAAUAACCAUCGAUUGAAUAUAACUAGCUUAGAUGAGUGCGAGGAUUAUUGUAAUGGAAAUAUACGUGAUUUUUCAAUUGCAUAUAAAGCUAUUCAUGGAUAUAUUGCACUUUUGAUUUGCGUGUUUGGCACUAUAGCAAAUAUUUUGAAUAUUAUUGUACUGACGAAAAAGGAAAUGUCCAAGGCACCUAUUAGCAAAAUUCUCAAAUGGUUAGCUGUUGCUGAUAUGUUUGUUAUGAUUGAAUAUAUACCAUUUGCAACAUACAUGUAUGUUGUGUCACCUGGUGAAAAGGAUUUCCGUUAUGCGUGGGCUGUGUAUCUUUUAUUUCACAUGCAUUUCACACAAAUCCUGCACACAAUUUCAAUUGGUCUGACAGUGACACUUGCUAUUUGGCGUUAUGUUGCUAUAAGCAGGCACCCACAUGGACCAUGUGCCUCAUUUAUGUUGUCGCACUGCUGUGAAUCCAUUCUACUUUCAUUCAUCAUCUCGCCAAUACUUUGUUUUCCAACUUAUUUUGUAUUCAAAGUGAAGGAACGACAUUUCACCGAUAGAGAAGAGACCGUUUAUCAUGUCGAUGCUACAGAGGAUACAGCCUUAUACAGUUUCAACUUUUGGAUACAUUCUGUUAUAAUUAAACUGCUUCCAUGUUGCAUCCUUACAGUUAUUAGUUUCAUUCUCGUCCGAGUACUCUGUGAUGCCUCGAAACGAAAACUGAAACUUAAAGAGUACAGUAAUCCAAAUAAAGGUGGUGCUCAAUUAAAUGGUCAUGGAAGUCGUUCUGCGAAAUGUGAUCGUCGAACGGACAGAACUACUAUGCUCUUAGUUGCUGUACUAAUGCUUUUCCUGAUUACCGAAUUCCCUCAAGGAAUUCUAGGUCUUCUAAGUGGUAUUCUGCAGAAAUGUUUCUUCGUCCGUUGUUAUGUUUUGUUUGGUGAACUAAUGGAUCUUCUGGCACUAAUCAAUGCUGCUAUUGGUUUCGUCUUGUAUGGCUUAAUGUCCAAACAAUUUCGCACAACAUUUAAGUCACUAUUUUUCAAACGAAGAUUUUCAGCCGCUGAAAUGACUCGAAUGACAAGGGUAACGACAACGUGUGUUUGACUAAAAUUGCCAACAUUUAUUUUCGCUUGUAAAUAAUUUAAAAUAUAGUAGAUAAAAAGUUUUAUUUUUAUAUUUAAUAAUGAUUUUUUUUUUAUUGUGAGAACUUAUAAAAUUUGAAUGAUUGAAAUAAAAAUUAAAUUUAUACAAAUUGGGAAAAAAUAUUACGAAAGUGCCAUUGUAUAGGAAAGAAAGUAGAGAUAAUAAUAAUUUUAAAAACUAAA
This is a messenger RNA of Episyrphus balteatus (marmalade hoverfly), 2160 nucleotides long. RefSeq names its product G-protein coupled receptor dmsr-1. The transcript is spliced from 9 exons. Gene Ontology annotation, biological process: G protein-coupled receptor signaling pathway. NCBI's taxonomy places the organism in Eukaryota, Metazoa, Arthropoda, Insecta, Diptera, Syrphidae. The record is from RefSeq and is a predicted model, not a curated record. Gene Ontology annotation, cellular component: membrane. Gene Ontology annotation, molecular function: G protein-coupled peptide receptor activity. Bases 659 to 1939 code for a protein of 426 amino acids.